This is a messenger RNA of Frieseomelitta varia, 1047 nucleotides long. RefSeq lists its product as uncharacterized. Bases 724 to 1047 code for a protein of 107 amino acids. The record is from RefSeq and is a predicted model, not a curated record. The transcript has 2 exons. NCBI's taxonomy places the organism in Eukaryota, Metazoa, Arthropoda, Insecta, Hymenoptera, Apidae.
UAGCUCGAAACUAUCCCCGGUGCCUGGGAUAAUCCCCUCGUAUAAAUUGGAUUGUUGGUAGAACGUGGAAACUGAACGCUGCUGCAGCCAGAGUGGUUGGAAGAGAUAGAGAGAAAGAGAGAGAGAGAGAAACACAGAGAGGAAAGAAGAGGAAACGGCGGAACUGCUGCAGACGCACGUACAAACAAUCUCAGUCGCCUUGGCUCACACAACCAACCGUGAAAACUCGUUCGCGAACGUACAUACACGUUCGUAGUGAAGGAGGACAGGGAAGAACGCAGGUUACAGGAGGCGGCCAUUCGUACACGUGUAUCCACCUUCACCCUCUUGGAUUUCGUCGCAGCGAACGGCGGGGAUGGAAACGGGCAGCUGAAUUAACGCUCGUCCUAUGGUCGAACUGGCGUGCAGUUAUGCGCGCUUUAUCGUGCUGGCACUCCGUGCUAUCGAACUAAUGUCAUCACCACCCACCUCUUUUCGAGGGGAGGAUAGCGCGGCGCAUUUUUGCACCACCAUGGCAAUACAUCUUAAAUUCGUACUGAAGAAACGAGUUGAAAAGAACGCUUUUUCGCUUUGUGGAUGUUGAUUUGUGAUAAGAUCUGUGACAACGCUUAAGUGAUACUAUAAUAGGCACGUACGCAACGAAAUUAUAUAUCUAGAAAAUAUUGGUGGAUUUCUUAGUGAAGAAAAGGUUGUUGAGAGGGUCGAGCAGAAUGGUUGAAAAAUAUGUACAUAGUUGGAGCUGCGAAGCUUCACGAUACGAAGCGGAGUGGAAACGCGGAGGAGCGAAAAUGGAACUCAUCGGGGAAAAUGAAAGGGAUUAAUCUCUGGGAAGAUGAUCUCGCAGAGCAGAUAUCCGGCGUACAAUUGGAAAGGUUCCGAGGCACAACUCGUUACCGCGGGCUACACGAGCGAUACGUGACGAUCACGGAGGAAACGCUGCAGCAAAUAACAAGGGACACUGAAGAAUCUUGCCGAAUGAAACAAGCUACUUCACAUUUUUCUGACAAAUUAAGAUACCGUAAUUCAGACUUGAUUGAAGUCCAUUAA